ACAAAAUGGCAAGCGGUGAUAGUAGCAGCAAGAAGAAGCGUCCACGGCCGAAACCGCCAAAAGACUCCAAGCCCUGUCCGUCGCGGUUCAUACCUCCCGACCGCGGCGGUAAGACGAUGCCGCAUGUCCGUCGAGCCGGCUAUGAUGAUGAGCUGGAGGAAGACAGCGUGCUGGUCAAAGCUAUGGCCAAUACGUAUCCUGAUGGUGAAGAUGAUGGCCACUGUGGUAAAUAUUUGCCGCUGAUGCAGGUCAAGUCUUGGACGAAAGGAGUGCCCUUUCGAGACUCCUACAUGCAUUGUAAACCUUCGGAUUCUAUUGGUAACUGCUACAGUAGGCCUACAAAAACCAUACGUCUGAUCAACAUGCCGCCUAAGAAACAGCCUCCCCCCCAACUCUAUGGGCCACUGGGGCCCAAUGGCGAGAUGCAAUUCCCCCCCAUCAAAUCCUGGGCAGACAGGGAGAAGGAACGGCUCCGGGCUAUUGAGGAUGAGAAGAAAAGGAAGCUUGAUUUGCAGAAAGGUUUAGUAAGACUAGAAGAUUUGAUAUCGGGUGAGUACGACAGGAAGAAAGCUGCAGAAGCCGAGGCGAAAAAGAAACGAGCUGAGAAGAGGAAACUGGCGAAGGAAGCAGCUCAGCUAGCUGAGCAGGAGGCGUUUAAAAAGCGGUUAGCAAAGUUGGAGUUUGAGCUGCCUCGCGACCCUGAUCAGCAGAAGGCAGAGAUGUUAGCCAUCACUGAAGAGGAGCACUACCGUCACAUCUCUCCAGGAGCCGUGAAGAGGAUCAACUAUUAUCUGGAAAAGUCGAUCCGCGGCCACCAGUUGCCAGAGUUCCCAGUAGAGCUGUACCGUCGCGCGAAGGUGGAGGUGGAUAAGCAGACCGUCGGCAUCAAGCGACGCAUGCUCAGCCUCACGUGGCAGGCCAAUGUCAGGCAGAGCGAGGCCGAUAUUAGGGAGUUCUUUGUUAUGGCUAUGAAGAGAUGCAUCAUAAAGUACAUUCUAGAAGACCCUGACGAGCGCGAACGUCUUGUCAUCCCGUUCCUCCCUCCAUUAUGGCCGGCACACGUGGUGCGAGCCCCGGUGCCCUGGCACUACCCCUUCGUGAAGGCUAAGGAGGCUCUGUGCCAUCGGUAUUAUCUCGGGAACCCGGUGCUGUUGGAGCUCAGGAGGAUGUGGCAUGAGAGAUACCAAAACAUGUACAUAGUGGAUAUGAAAAAGAUGCAAGCUGAGGUCCCCUUCCCCCAAUACAUCACCGAGUUCACGGACAACGUGCAGCGGCUCUGUGCGGAGACGAGAGCCGAGUUGGAGGACAACUGGCUCAUUGAUGUGGCUGACACCAUGAUCAAGAUGAGGCACCACUGGUCUGUGUAUGUCGCUAAGAAGAGGAGUGAGUCCACUUUUAAGGUGGAGCAGUUCUUCAGAUGCAUCCGUGCACUGAUGUCGAAUCAAAUUCGAGACUUGGUGGAAAGGAGCGUCCUUCAUUUCGCUGAACAUUUGUGUUAUUAUUUUGAAGGUAACGCCUUCACGGGUCCGUACCGUGACUACAUGUUCAUCAAGCGUCCGAUCCUGCGCGUGAAGGUGCUGGGCCACCCCGGCACAAACCACAUCACCUUCGACCCUGCGCUCGACAGCAUCAAGGGUUACGUCGUCAAGUGGUUCCACUCCAUCAUCAAUAUUACCCACAAUCUGCCGGCGAUUGAUAAGAUUAUGUAUCCUAACUCCCUCCGUCCGUCUCCAUACCUGAUGGCGGUGUUCCCCGAUGAACACUACAUGGUGGACGUGCUGACCGAGUCUCUACGCGUGAUGUCCGUCAACAAGCCCGGUCCACGAGCCUUCCUCGCCAGCUAUGAGGAGUACUUUUAUAUCCUCAACGGAGAAGCUAAACAGGACCUGCUGUUGUUCAUGUCGCAGGAACCACCGCCUUAUCUAAAGGACUUCUCAGCCCGCAUAUACAUGUACGAGAAGCUUCGCGACGAGGUGCUGUUCCUCCGCCGAGACAUCCCCCUCAACAUGAUCAUGUUGGACUGCGGGCCUAUCAACGAUGCUCUGUGGGACAUCGUCAACGGGCUCAGACAGCAUAUUGUCGACCACUUCAUCGCUGUCAAUAGGAAGUGGAACCGAGGCAUCUGCAACAUCUACGAGGAGAUGGCAGCCCGAGCCUCCGAGAGCCCGGAGACCACAGCGCAGCUGGUGGAGCUGAUCAACUACAUCAUGGACUGUCGCGACAGCGCCAUGUUCGACCUGAAGGAGAAGGCCAGGACUACUGCCGAACACGUGCUGUUCCUUAUGCAGCAUGCGCAUUUGACCUUUGAAGACGUUAACCUGAACACCCGAGUGUUCCUCUGGCCGCUGGACAUGGAGGAAACUAUAGACCUGACGUUAAAAACCCUCAACACGAAGAAGUCCAUGGCUGAAGACAAGUUGAGGAGCAGGAAGACGAUCUUCGAGGAUAAGCUGAAGAAGCAUGAGAAAGAUCUGGAGUUGUUCCGUCGCUUUGACCCUCCGCUGUUGAACUUGGAUCUGUUGAAGGAUGUGGUUGAGAGGGUUGAUGGUAUAUUCCGAAAUCUAAUGGAAGACAAGCGCGAAGCCGAGGACAUAAUCAACGAGGAGACACUACUAGACCAGGAAGUAUCGGUGUACUACAGCCUGCAGACCAUGAUAUCCGGCAUCGAGCCCUUCCACAAGCUUUGGCACACCUCGCAUGACUUCUACGAUGGAUAUGAGAAAUGGUACCACGGCCCCUUCCAAGGCUUAGACGCGGAACAGAUAGCCGAAGACGUGGAAGCCUGGUGGAAGCUCCUGUACAAGUUGGGUAAACAGCUGUAUGACUACCCGGGAGCCAAGCGUAUAGCUGACAUGGUGCGAAACAAGCUUGACAAGUUCAAAGUGCUGCUGCCCGUGCUGUGUGCUAUUUGUAAUAAGGGUAUGCGCGACCGGCACUGGGCUAAGAUCAGCGAGCUGAUCGGCGCCGAAGUGAUCCACGAGCCGACCACCACCCUGGCGGACAUGGUGGAGCAGGGCGUGCACGUGUACGCGGCGCAGCUGGAGGAGAUCGAGCAGUACGCCUCCAAGGAGUACGCGCUGGAGAAGGCGCUCAACAAGAUGAAGGAUGAAUGGAUUGGGAUCAAGUUUGAGGUCGUGCCUUAUAGGGAUACGGGCGUGGGCAUCCUGACGGGGCUGGACGACAUCCAACAGCUCCUGGAUGACCACAUCCUGAAGUCGCAGACCAUGCGCGGCUCGCCCUACGUGAAGGCCUUCGAGGCCGACAUGAUCGCCUGGGAGGAGAAGCUCAUCAGCAUGCAGGAUAUACUCGACCAGUGGCUUACGUGCCAAGCCACAUGGAUGUACCUAGAACCCAUCUUCUCAUCUGAAGACAUAAUGCGUCAAAUGCCGACCGAAGCUCGGAACUUCCGCGACGUGGACAAGGAGUGGAGGACCAUCAUGGCAGCCACCAUGAAGGAACCCAUGGUGCUCGAGGCUACUGACUAUCCUGGCUUGCUAAAAUCCUUGAAGUUCAAUAAUGCGUUGUUGGAGGAUAUUCAGAGAGGAUUGAACGAUUAUUUGGAGAAGAAGAGACUGUUCUUCCCAAGAUUCUUCUUCCUAUCCAACGACGAGCUACUGGAAAUCCUAUCAGAGACGAAGGAUCCGAUGCGCGUCCAGCCUCACCUGAAGAAGUGCUUCGAGGGUAUAUACACGCUGGAGUUCAACUAUAUCAAGGAGAUCGUCGGCAUGUCCUCGGCAGAAGGGGAAGUUGUCAAGCUGUCUUCAUCUAUACAGCCUGCUGACGCUAAGGGUAUGGUAGAACGCUGGCUCCAGCAACUAGAACACCAGAUGAUAGUGAGUCUCCGCGACGUGGCUAACGAGGCUAUCACCAGCUACGCGACCACCAAGCGCGAGGACUGGGUGCUCAUCUGGCCGGGCCAGAUCGUGCAGUCGGGGUCUUGCGUCGAGUAUACACUGGAGACGAUAGAGGCAAUAGAGACCCAGACCCUACCCGAGCUGAUCGAGCGCAGCACGGCACAGAUCACGGGGCUGGUGUACCUCGUGCAGGGAGACCUCAAGCCCGGCAACCGCAUCACUGUGGAGGCGCUCAUCGUGCUCGACGUGCACGGUCGUUCCAUCCAAGAAGAGUUACUAGAGCGUAAUGUGGUGGACAUAACGGACUUCAACUGGAUCUCUCAGCUGCGGUACUACUGGCGCGGCGAGAAGAUGGUCUGCUCCAUGAUCACCACCGACGUGGAGUACGGGUUCGAGUACCUCGGUAACACUGGCCGGCUUGUUGCUACGCCGCUCACUGAUCGGUGCUUCAGGACCCUAAUGAGUGCAUUAAAGCUGAACCUGGGCGGUGCACCCGAGGGUCCAGCCGGCACGGGUAAGACGGAGACCACCAAAGACUUGGCCAAGGCCGUCGCCAAGAAGUGCGUCGUCUUCAACUGCUCUGACGGCCUUGAUUAUAAGGCGCUGGGCAAGUUCUUCAAGGGUCUAGCUCAAUCCGGCGCGUGGGCAUGCUUCGACGAGUUCAACCGCAUCGAGCUGGAGGUGCUGUCCGUGGUGGCGCAGCAGAUCCUCUCCAUCCAGCUCGCCAUCCUGCGCCGGGAGAAGCGCUUCGUCUUCGAGGGCACGGAGAUCAGCCUCAAUCCUACCUGUUCUGUCUUUAUUACUAUGAAUCCUGGGUACGCAGGUCGUACGGAGCUGCCUGACAACUUGAAGGUGCUGUUCAGGACCGUCGCCAUGAUGGUGCCGGACUACGCCAUGAUCGGGGAGAUCACGCUCUACUCCAACGGAUUCGUUAAUGCUGGCCCUCUAGCCCGCAAAAUAGUGCAAGCCUACAAGCUGUGCUCGGAGCAGCUAUCCUCACAGAACCACUACGACUACGGCAUGCGAGCCGUCAAGUCUGUCCUGCUGGCUUCCGGCGCCCUGAAGAAGAACUACCCUGAGAAGGACGAGUCGCAGCUCGUCUUGAGGGCCAUUAUAGACGUCAAUAUGCCCAAGUUUUUGUCGCAGGACGUGCCGUUGUUCGCGGGCAUCUACUCGGACCUGUUCCCGGGCGUGGAGAUCCCGCAGCCCGACCGCGCCGAGCUCACGCGCUGCAUCCUGCGCGAGCUCGACAAGCGCAACCUGCAGGCCACCGACUGGUACCUCGAGAAGAUCAUACAGAUCUACGAGAUGAUGCUGGUCCGUCACGGGUUCAUGAUAGUAGGCCAGCCGAUGGGCGGCAAGACUCAAGCCUACCAGUCCCUCGCAGAGGCUUUGAGAACUCUGCAGCUGACCAAGCCACCGCCCCGGCAUAAGGAGUUCGGAGCCAUCUACAGGAUCCUCAACCCUAAGGCUAUCACCAUGGGACAGCUGUAUGGCUGCUUUGAUCCCGCUUCACAUGAGUGGUCAGACGGCGUCCUAGCGAUCGCAUUCCGCGAGUACGCGAUGUCUAUAACCCGGGACCGCAAGUGGAUCCUGUUCGACGGGCCCGUGGACGCCGUGUGGAUAGAGAACAUGAACACCGUGCUCGAUGACAACAAGAAGCUCUGCCUCAUGAGCGGGGAGAUUAUACAGAUGACAAACAAAAUGAAUCUGAUCUUCGAGGCGGCAGACUUGGAGUUCGCGUCGCCGGCGACCGUGUCGCGCUGCGGGAUGAUCUACAUGGAGCCGGAGAUGUUAGGUUGGCGAGCAUUCCUGAACUCAUACAACGCGUACUUAACGAAGAAGCUGAUCCCGGAGCAGUUCGAGCUGAUCCAGGAGCUGAUCGACUGGCUGGUGCAGCCCAUCCUCGACUUCCUGCAGCUCAAGUGCACCUCCUUCGUUAGAGUCGGCGAAAUUCAUCAGUUCGAUUCGUUCACCCGGCUGUUCACGUGCCUGCUGGACGCGGAGACGCAGUUCAGCACGGUGUGGCUGCAGUGCACCUUCGUGUUCGCGCUGCUGUGGGGGCUCUGCGCCACCAUCACCAGUGAAAGCCGCAAGAUCUUCGACGCCUUCUUCCAUAAGCUUCUAGAAGGGAACAACAACCAGCACCCGAAGCCCAAAUCCUUCAAGCUGACGAAGACCCAGCUGUUCCCGGACAAGGAUACCGUCUUCGACUAUACUUAUGAUAAAAGGAACAAUGGGACCUGGAUCUCUUGGAUGGAGACUGAAAAGGAAGUGCCUUUGCCGGCUAAUGCUAAGGUGAACGACCUAAUAAUCUUGACAAACGAGAACGCGUGCUUACGCUUCUUCGUGAACAAGAUGGUGAAGGCGAACAUUCCCAUACUGAUCGUGGGUCCGACCGGCACGGGCAAGUCCUCCAUGGUGCUGAACUUCCUGCUGGCGCUGCCCAAGGAGAAGUACAUCACCAACACCAUUAAUUUCUCUGCGCGGACUACUGCUAAUCAGACACAAGACAUAAUCAUGUCGAAAGUAGACAGAAGACGAAAAGGUGUUUUCGGUCCUUCUAUGGGCAAGAAAUGCGUAUUAUUCGUGGAUGACCUGAGCAUGCCUCAGAAGGAGCAGUACGGUGCUCAGCCGCCGUUAGAACUGCUGCGCCAGUGGAUCGACCACGGACACUGGUACGACCUCAAGGACAUGGUCCGACAGGAGGUCGUCGAUGUGCUAUUUGUAUCAGCGAUGCUGCCCCCUGGCGGCGGAUCCAACCUGAUCUCCUCCCGCCUGACGCGACACAUGCUGAUCAUCACGGUGGACUCCUUUGAAGAUAACACGCUCAACAAGAUCUUCGGCACCAUCAUGGACUGGCACUUCGCUAAAGGUUUCAAUGAUGCUCUGCAGAGGCAGGCUAAGUCCGUAGUAGCAGCAACAAUGGAGGUCUACAAGGCAGUGACCCUGCAGUUCCUCCCGACCCCCAGCAAGUGUCACUACCUGUUCAACCUUCGAGACUUCGCGCGGGUCAUCAAGGGAGUCCUGCUGGUACCCUCCACGCACAUGAAGGAGCUCAACAAGCUCGUCAUACUGUGGAUACAUGAGGCGUAUAGAGUGUUCUAUGAUAGACUGGCUGAUGAUGCUGAUCGCAACAAGCUCUACGACGUAGUCUACAAGGCGGUAUACAACAACUUCCGCGUGCACAUGGACGGCGUGCUGAACGAGAUGGGCUACAUCCCCGAGAACGAGAAGUGCAGCAACAAGCACGCCUGCAACAUCUUCUUCGGCAACUACAUGGAGCCCGAUGCUGAUCCCAAGAUAUACGAUCAGGUACAAAGCAUAGACGACAUGACAGCUAAGAUGGAGUAUUAUCUAGAAGAGUACAACGUGGUGUCCUCUUCGCCGAUGUCCCUCGUCAUGUUCAGAUACGCGCUCGACCACAUCUCCAGGUGUACCCGCGUGCUGCUGCAGGAUAACGGUAAUCUGCUGUUGGUCGGCGUUGGCGGCAGCGGCAGAAGCAGUGCCGUGAAGCUAGCUGCCAGUAUAUUGGAGAUGAAUGUCGUACAGAUAGAAAUAUCUCGAGUGUACGGCCAGAAUGAGUGGCGCGAUGACAUCAGGAAACUGCUCAUGAAGGCCGGUAUUAUUGGGAAGCCUCUAGUCUUCCUCUUCGCUGAUAACCAGAUAAUGUACGAAGGCAUGGUGGAGGACAUCAAUAUGCUGCUGAACACGGGAGACAUCCCCAACCUGUACGGCAUGGACGAGAAGGUCGAGAUCCUCGACAAGAUGCAGACUGCCGUUAGGGAGGCCGGUAAAAAAAUCGAGACGACCCCACUAGCCAUGUUCGGUUUCUACGUGGAGCGAGUGAAGGCGAAUCUGCGCAUCGUGAUGGCCAUGUCGCCCAUCGGAGACUCCUUCAGGAACCGGCUCCGGAUGUUCCCCUCGCUCAUCAACUGCGCCACCAUCGACUGGUUCACAGCAUGGCCGCCCGAGGCUCUAGAGCGCGUGGCUCACAUGUUCAUCUUCAAGAUGAAGGACGUGGAGGACGAGCUGCGCCUCGCCUGCGUCGACAUGUGCCAGCUGUUCCACGUCACUGUGGUGCAGCUCAGCGACAGAUUUUACAAGGAACAGAAGAGAAUGGUGUACGUGACGCCGACCAGCUACUUGGAGCUGAUCAAAGCGUUCAUGUCACUGUACGCUAUGAAGGUCAACCAGAUCACCAUGUCUAGAAUCAGAUACGAGACAGGUCUAGAGCAGCUGGACUUCGCAGCAGGCCAGGUAGCCGUGAUGCAGCAGAACUUGCGAGACCUGCAGCCACUGCUGGUGGAGACCUCCGACAAGACUGAGAAGCUCAUGAUCAAGAUCGAACAGGAUACCGUCGUUGUGGAGAAACAGAAAGAGAUAGUAGGAGCUGACGAGGCCUUAGCAAAUGAAGCGGCUGCAGCAGCCCAAGCCAUCAAAGACGACUGCGAGUCAGAUCUCGCUGAGGCAGUUCCAGCGCUUGAGGCAGCGCUGAACGCGCUGAACACCCUGAAACCCGCUGACAUCACGCUCGUCAAGUCUAUGAAGAACCCCCCCGCGGGAGUCAAGCUGGUCAUGGAAGCUGUUUGUGUCAUGAAGGGGAUUAAGGGGGAUAGGAAGAUGGAUGCUAAUGGCAAGCCUUACGAGGACUAUUGGGGUCCAUCUCAGAAGAUGCUUGGAGACAUGAAGUUCCUCGAGAGCUUGAAGAACUACGACAAGGAUAAUAUACAUCCUAGCAUCAUGAAGAAGAUCAGAGAUAAGUAUAUUCCUGACCGCGAGUUCGACCCAGCAGUGAUAGCGAAGGUGUCGUCUGCCUGCGAGGGUCUGUGUCGCUGGGUGCGGGCCAUGGACGUCUAUGAUAGGGUCAUCAAGGUGGUAGCGCCGAAGAAGGCAGCCCUGUUCGAGGCGGAGUCGGAGCUGCAGGCGCAGAUGAACACGCUCAACGCCAAGCGAGCGCAGCUGCAGGCCGUGCUUGACAAGCUGCAGACUCUAAACGACGAGUUCGCGGAGAUGACUCGCAAGAAGAAGGGUCUGGAGGACGAGAUAGCGCUGUGCUCCACCAAGCUGGCGCGAGCGGAGCAGCUGAUCGGCGGGCUGGGCGGCGAGAAGGCGCGCUGGACCGAGCUCGCCAAGCAGCUGCACGAGCUGCUCUCCAACAUCAUCGGUGACGUGCUUCUGUCGGCCGGUUGCAUCGCGUACCUGGGUCCGUACACCGUCAACUACAGACGCGAAGUCAUUCAAGUCUGGAAUAAGAGAGCCAGGAUACUAAGGAUCCCAUGUUCGGAAACAUUCUCCCUGAUCACGACACUGGGCGAGCCUGUGGUGAUCCGCGUGUGGAACAUCGCGGGGCUGCCCGUCGACUCCUACUCCAUAGAGAACGGCAUCAUCGUCGAGAAGUCCAGGAGAUGGGCGCUCAUGAUCGAUCCACAGGAGCAAGCCAACAAAUGGGUGAAGAACAUGGAGCGCGAGAACAACCUGAAGGUGAUCAAGCUGUCGGACUCCAACUACGCGCGGGUGCUGGAGAACGCCAUCCAGCUCGGCUUCCCCGUCAUCCUCGAGAACAUCCGCGAGCAGCUCGACGCGCUGCUCGAGCCCGUGCUGCUCAGGAAUAUAUUCAGGUCAGGCGGCGUGGAUUGCUUGAAGCUGGGUGACAGUAUUCUGGAGUACAACCACAGCUUCCGCUUCUACAUCACCACGCGACUCAGCAACCCUCACUAUCUCCCUGAAGUUGCCGUCAAGGUAACCCUGCUGAACUUCAUGAUAACCCCUCAAGGGUUGCAAGACCAGCUGCUGGGCAUAGUGGUGGCUCAAGACCGGCCCGAGCUCGAGCUGAAGAAGAACCAGCUCAUCGUAGAGGGCGCCACCAACAAGAGGACGCUCAAAGAAAUCGAGGAUAAGAUACUUGAGGUACUAUCAUCAGCCGGCAACAUUCUAGAAGAUGAAUCCGCGAACCUCAUCCUAUCCUCAUCCCGCGUGCUAUCCAUCGAGAUAGAAGCCAAGCAAGCCGCCGCCACCAUCACCGAAGCAGAGAUAGAUAAGGCCAGACUGCUAUACGUGCCUGUGUCCAAACAUAGCUCUGUGUUGUUCUUCUGUAUAUCGGAUCUGGCUAAUAUUGAUCCGAUGUACCAGUAUUCUUUGGUUUGGUUCAUAAACCUGUACAACCAGGCGAUCAUCAACUCUCCUAAGAGCGACGACCUGGACGAGCGGCUGGAGGGGCUCAACGAGUUCUUCACGCGGAGCAUCUACGGCAACGUGUGCCGCAGCCUCUUCGAGAAGGACAAGCUUAUCUUCUCGCUUGUCUUGACUCUUGGUAUAUUGAGGGCUAAGGGUCAACUAGACGACGACCUGGUGACGUUCCUGCUGACGGGCGGCGUGGCGCUGGACAACCCGCACGAGAACCCCGCGCCCGGCUGGCUCACCGAGAAGGCGUGGUCAGAGAUCGUACGCAGCAGCCAUCUUGACCAACUGAAAGGUUUCCGCGAGCACUUCGAGAGUCACGUGCACGAGUGGAAGGCGUUCUAUGACCUGUCGGCUCCGCAUGAGAAUCCCUUCCCGGCGCCCUUCGAUAAGGUCAAGGGCAUUGCUAAGCUUAUCGUGCUCAGAUGCAUUCGCCCCGACAAGCUAAUCCCCCUAGUCCAACAAUACGUGGUAGCAGAAAUGGGUCGUCCGUACAUCGAACCCCCGCCCUUCGACCUGGACAAGUCGUACAACGACAGCAACAACUGUUCUCCUCUCAUCUUCAUCCUGUCUCCGGGGUCUGACCCCAUGUCCGGCCUGGUGAAAUACUCCAUGGAGAAGAAGGUUGUCAGUUUUGAGACUAUCUCGCUUGGACAAGGGCAGGGUCCCAUAGCAGCGAACAUGAUAAACCAGGCGAUCGCGACGGGCGGCUGGGUGGUGCUGCAGAACUGCCACGUCAUGACGUCGUGGAUGGGCGAGCUGGAGCGGAUCUGUGCGGAAGUCAUCGUGCCACAGAACACGCAUGCCAACUUCCGCUGCUGGCUCACUUCAUAUCCUAGUACAUCGUUCCCUGUUACUGUGCUGCAGAAUGGUGUAAAAAUGACAAACGAAGCUCCAAAAGGUCUCAAAAACAACAUCUACCGCUCCUACAUAUCGGACCCUAUUUGCGACCCGGAGUUCUACAUCUCAUGUCCCCGCACGGAAGAUUGGCGGCGGCUACUGUUCGCGCUGUGCUUCUUCCAUGCUAUAGUGCAGGAGAGAAGAGCAUUUGGCCCACUGGGGUGGAAUAUUCAGUACGAGUUCAAUGAGAGCGAUCUCAGGAUCUGUAUUAUGCAGCUGCAGAUGUUCCUGACGGAUUACUCGGAGACGCCAUUCGACGCGCUAAACUACCUGGCGGGCGAGUGCAACUAUGGAGGCAGAGUGACUGACGACAAGGAUCGUCGGCUCAUACUGUCUCUGCUGUCCAUAUUCUACAAUGAUGAAGUCACUACUACCCCUGAGUACGCAUUCUCACCGAGCGGUGAGUACCGCAUGCCGCCAAGCAUGGAGUACAACUCCGUGCUAGACCACAUCCGAGCACUGCCCAUGAUCGCCAAGCCUGAGGUCUUUGGCCUGCACGAGAACGCUGACAUCACCAAGGAUAACAAGGAGACUGCUGCGCUGCUGUUCGGCACCCUACUAACACAAACACACAUCGUGGCCGGGGGCGGCGCGGAGGGCGGCGAGGGCGGCGGCAUCGUGGACAUGACGCAGGACAUGAUGGAGCGUCUGCCCCAGUUGUAUGACGUCGCUGAAGUGGCUGAGAAGUACCCUGUGAUGUACUAUAACAGCAUGAAUACUGUGCUUAAACAGGAACUGAUCCGCUACAACCGCCUACUGUCAGUAGUAAAGCGCACGCUACACGGGGUGCACCUCGCAGCCCAGGGUCUGGCCAUCAUGAGCGCAGAACUGGAGGAGUGCAACAACGCCUUCAUCAAGGGCAUCGUGCCGGAAGCGUGGAUGUCCAAGUCAUACCCCUCUAUGAAGCCGCUGGGAUCUUAUGUCGCUGAUUUGCUGUCGCGGCUAAACUUCCUACAAGACUGGAUCGACGAGGGUCCGCCGAUAGUAUUCUGGAUAUCGGGCUUCUACUUCACGCAGUCAUUCCUGACUGGCGUGCUGCAGAACUACUCGCGUCACAACACCAUCCCCAUCGACCAGGUGCACUUCGAAUUCACCAUCACCAAGAUGGAAGCCGACAGUGAAGAAGAACCUUCGUAUGGGGUUUACUGCAAGGGCCUCUUCCUCGAAGGCGCAAGAUGGAACCGGGAGACAAUGCAAAUGGACGAAUCCUAUCCCAAAAUCCUAUUUGACACCAUCCCAAUAAUCUGGUUCAAACCGGCUCUGAUAGCGGAGUUCAAGCCUCCUCCAAGCUACUUCUGUCCAAUCUACAAGACUAGUGAGAGGAAGGGAGUGCUGGCUACCACGGGACAUUCCAGCAACUUUGUCAUGUACAUCACCCUGAGGACUGAUAUAAAGGAACAGCACUGGAUCAAUAGGGGUGUCGCUAGCUUGACACAGCUGGAUGAUUAGAUAGGAAACCUUUCAGCUGUGAAUUAGUUACACAGUGAACAGCUUCAGCUAUUCUAAACUCUAAACCUGAAUAAUUAUAAUAUGCAAAUUGGGUGAACCCAGGAAUCAGGAUAGUUGGGUUAAAGUUUAAACUUUUACUGAUAGCUAGAUUGCCUCAAAUAUAAGGGCAUUGUAUAUUAGAAGAUGUGUACAGAUGUACCUAGUUUUCACUGAGGCAUACACUUUUGUUUUCACUGAGUUACUUGUGUGGGAAACACUACUUCAGAAACCAUCAAUAUUCCAUUCAGUAUCGUAUUAACUUCUGUAUGAGGUAAUCUUUAUUUUAAUUAUUAUAUUUAAUGUAUUUUUUUAGAAUUGUUACUGUGAUAUGUGUCUAGUCUUAAUUCUAUAUUUGCCAAAUAAAUACUUUUCUU
This is a messenger RNA of Helicoverpa armigera (cotton bollworm), 12796 nucleotides long. RefSeq names its product dynein axonemal heavy chain 3 (gene Dnah3). Gene Ontology annotation, biological process: microtubule-based movement. The record is from RefSeq and is a predicted model, not a curated record. Lineage: Eukaryota; Metazoa; Arthropoda; Insecta; Lepidoptera; Noctuidae. Gene Ontology annotation, cellular component: dynein complex. The transcript has 71 exons. Gene Ontology annotation, molecular function: dynein intermediate chain binding; ATP hydrolysis activity; ATP binding. The coding region runs from base 6 to 12383 and encodes 4125 amino acids.